This is a messenger RNA of Ooceraea biroi (clonal raider ant), 5756 nucleotides long. RefSeq names its product homeobox protein Nkx-2.4. Gene Ontology annotation, molecular function: DNA-binding transcription factor activity, RNA polymerase II-specific; RNA polymerase II cis-regulatory region sequence-specific DNA binding. Gene Ontology annotation, cellular component: nucleus. NCBI's taxonomy places the organism in Eukaryota, Metazoa, Arthropoda, Insecta, Hymenoptera, Formicidae. Gene Ontology annotation, biological process: regulation of transcription by RNA polymerase II; cell differentiation. The record is from RefSeq and is a predicted model, not a curated record.
CCAUCCAUCCAUCCAUUCAUCCAUUCAUCCAUCCAUCCAUCCAUCCAUCCAUCCAUCCAUCCAUCCAUCCAUCCAUAGAGCGGCUCUUCUCCUACCGAGAGAGUGUAUCCUCGACGAAGGUAGAGGCGAACCGUAGAGUGGUACAUCUACCAUCAUCUCUUUAUCGGUGGAAUCCAAGGACUCGAAGACCCCGUGUGAUUUCAGUCGGCCGCCGGCCGGCUGUGGCCGGCCACUAUCUUCGAUCACGUGUGUAAGGUCGCUGUGCCGCGUAUUGACAAUCCUUUGACCUCAUUGCUUUGGUCCUUCACUGCGUGUGCGGAUUUCUGAAGAACAAUAUAUUAGCUGUCCUUAUCAACAGUGUCAGAAAGUUGAACAAUAGGAAUCAUCUGAGUCGACCGACUGUGCUCUGAUUUUUCUGCUUGGUUACGUGCUAUGAAAUAUUUCAUCUUUAAUGUCAACUUUGCGCUUCAAGUCACUUUUGGGCAAGAUAUCGAACAAAGAGGCGACGGACAAUGGAUAUAUAAAGGUGAAAUCAGAAUCAACGAUAAUCAUUAAUUAAUAUAAAAUGUGUGCAGUGAAAAUAAAUAUUGAACUGAAAGUUGCUGAAAAGAAAUAUUUUGCAAAUUGAAUAUUUUCAGUGAAAUAUUUGUUCUUGUGUAAACAUUUGUCUUCUCUAUUAGAGAGAAAUUAUGCGCACGCUUAAACGCCAAGAUUACAGACAAAGAGGAAAACGAUCAGGCUGGCUCAUGAUUCCGAGUUUUAUACCGAUUUCGCGGGUAUAGGAUUUUGCCUCUGGUUAAAAUACUUGCAUCGUGAAAUUAAUUAAUUCACGCUUAUCGAUUUGGAGUGAGUGAGGUUAUUCGAGUGACAUAACUUGGAAUAUUUUCUAGUGAAGAUUGACGUUACGGUAACGCGAUCUUGACAUCGACAUCGCGACGCGUGGGCGCGAUAUUGAAGAGCAGUAGUAGCGUCGUAAUGUUGCGCCGUUGUUACGGCUAGCGCCGGCCUCAUCAUUCCGCGAGGCGUGAGCUUCAAGUACUUCGACGGCGUCGGCCUCGCCGAAAUGAGUGGUGGCAGCGGCGGUGGUGGCGGCGGCGGCGGCGGCGGCGGCGGCGGCGGCGGCGGAAACGGUGGUGGCAAUCAAAGCGGUAACAGCAAUGCUACAACUUAUCAUCAGCACCAACAGCAACAGCAGCAGCAGCAAUCGCAACUGGAACAAGCCAGUUUGCUGUCAGAUCUCAAUGGUAUCGAUUUGGCAAUGAGUCUGUCACCGAAGCAGCACUCGUCCCAUGUACAAACCGCUGGUGGCGCUCAUACAACGCCCUUCAGUGUCACUGAUAUUCUGUCACCGAUCGAGGAAUCUUAUCGAAAGCUCGAGCUAGCCGCCGCCGCUGCUGCCGUCGGUGUCGUCGCGCAUUCCCAGGGCUCGCCUUACGGGAAUGCUUGCGGCGCUCGGGUGGGUGGUAACGCUGGUAGCUCGAGUGCGAGCAGCGGUAGCCCGCCGCUACACGGCGGUUCGACGCCCGGCGGCAGCACCCCCGGACCGGUUUCCGUUGCCAACGGAACCGCUCCCGGCAGCGGCGGCGGUGGCGGUAGUGCCGGUGGUGUCAGCGGAGGUAUGAGCGCCAUGAGUAAUCCUUAUGCCACUAUGCAGCUCACGUCGCAGUACCAAUAUUGCGCUGCAGAAUUAUCCCCGUAUCAUCAUGCCGGACCCGGGGUCGGUGCUACGGCCACGGCUGCAGACCCCAUGAGAUCUCACGCGGUGUCGUCGCACCAUCAUCCUUGGUAUGCACCGGCGCCACCAGCCACCAAUGAUCCACGCUUUGCUAUCUCACGGUUGAUGGGCGCUGCGGCAGCAGGCGCUGGGACCAAUAUGGCUGGCUGCUCGGUGGGCCAGUCAAUGGGCGAUGUUACAAAGUCAUCAGGAAUGGGAGUGGGUGUUGGAGUUGGCUGUGGGGUUGGUGUCAGUAUGGGCGUCGGCGCAAUGCAAUUCCCUCUUGCCCAAAGACGAAAGAGACGCGUGCUUUUUACGCAGGCCCAAGUCUACGAACUCGAAAGGAGAUUCAAGCAGCAAAAAUAUCUUAGUGCGCCUGAACGGGAACAUCUGGCAUCGUUAAUUCACUUAACGCCUACGCAAGUGAAAAUAUGGUUUCAAAAUCACCGAUAUAAGUGCAAGAGGCAAGCGAAGGAAAAAGCUAUGGCCGAGCAAAAUGCCCAAAAUCAGAGUGCAAGUUCGCCGCGACGAGUGGCAGUGCCGGUAUUGGUGAAAGACGGUAAGCCAUGCGGAAGUGGCGCGGGUGGUGGAAAUGAAGGUAGUCGUGGCGGACCCAGUGCGGCCUUGGCGAGUCCAGCACCGCAUAUGACGGCCGCCUCGAGUCCUCAUGGUACCCAUCACGCGGCUACCUCUUCAGUGUCCCAUCAUUCGGUUGUUGCUGGCGUCAGCCACGUGAUGAGUUCGAGCCAGAGUCUGCAACAUUGCUCUUAUACACGGGCCAGCGCGCAGCAGGGUAUGCAGCAGCAACAGCAGCCACAGUGCGGCGCGUAUUUACCAUUACAGGGCCGAGCUUGGUAGUGCGCGCCAUCCGCGGCGGGAGCUGCGACCUACGCCAAUCCCUCCGUCGCAGGCCCAUGGGCCCUCGCCGCGGAUCCAACUGCUUGGUACGCCGUACCCGAUGAUAGUCCUUAAGGAAGAGGAGGGAGAAGGAGGAGACGAAGGACCACUGAUCGUGAAAUCACGUGUAGCAUGAAAACGAUCACAGGAUGAACCUAAGUCUCAUUCCCGUAAACUUAUAAGGGGCAGCUUUGAUGCGGGUUGGAAUACCACUACGUGACACUGUAAAUUCGUAAAAUCGAAUAAUUACGCAAACGACCGCUGCCAUCCCUGAAGAGCUAACUUCGUAAGCUGUGCUUACAGUUACCAAGAGGAUAUAACUCGUCAUUGGGUACACAUCUAUAGUCACUGGUAACACGCUAGCCGGCUAGGGGUAUGAUGUUACAACAAUCUACAUUUAAUGGGUAUAUGCUCAUUGAUUAUAGAUACUAUUAAUGUGAUAAUUUGGUUUUAACCACUAUCUAUGGUCACAGAAUACGUUCACUGGUUGAAAAUGGGCCACCAUAAUGACACAAUACAAAUAUUCGAAUCGGGAUAAUCGUACAUUAUUAUAGUGAUUGUCGUAUGCUCUCGUAUACAUUAAGAGUCAAUAUAAUCAGAACUGGAUUCACUAAGAGUAAAGAUUUAACUAAAUAUUUAUUAAUAAAUUUUUAUAAACAGUGAGCGGUGGCUAAAACCAACCACCGCUUUAACAAUAUUCGAAGUCAUGACUUUGUCAACAUUUAUCAAACUCAUUGGAUUUUUUAAUGGCUGACUUUAUUUGAGUUGAUGCAUUUACCGGAAAAUUAAAAGUAAAUAUAAAAAUCGCAGCUAUAAACAGACAGAUUUAAUUAAAUUUAUCAAAUUAAAUCACAAGCAAUUCUACAAUGUAAACAUAAAAAAGUUAUGCACAUGAUAUAAGUAGCUUAUAAAUAUUUUUAGAGAAUUAAUAAAAAACAGAAAUUAUGAAUUAGUUUAAUAAAAAACUAUUUCAUCAUUUCUUUUAUUAAUUUAGUUCAGUGAAAGUAAUUGAACGUUUGAGGCGAUUUUCGUGGUCGACGCCUACUUUUCUCUCAUCGCACGCGCAGUAACAACUAAUGCCAGCGCUGUCAACGUUAACAAUGGCAUUAUCAGAUAAAUGAAUGGAUUUUCCUUCUGUGAGAACCCUGAUUAUUUAAAUUUGAGAAAAUGUAUAAGGAAUUGAAAGUUUUUAAUUCACAUGGAAUAUAUUUAUUUAACACUUGAAAUCAAAUACACUGAAACAGGAAUGGUGAAAUGGAUUGUUCGCUCGCGAAUUAUCGUGGCCCGUAUCCACUUGAUGAAUUGAAACCCGUUGAUUCGAAUUACGAAACAGCGGUCAACAUCAAAAAUAAAUUAUAAACUUCGCGGAUUGGAAUCGGAUAUGUUCAAAUUCAUUUGACGAUUUGCUGAGAUUCGUUCGCCGUGCGAGAUGAACAUUGUAGAAUGCAGCGACAUCGAAAACAAAAUACGCCGGGGGCUACAAUGGAAUGGUGAAAUGGAUUGUUCGCUCGCGAAUUAUCGUGGCCCGUAUCCACUUGAUGAAUUGAAACUCGUUGAUUCGAAUUACGAAACAGCGGUCAACAUCAAAAAUAAAUUAUAAACUUCGCGGAUUGGAAUCGGAUAUGUUCAAAUUCAUUUGACGAUUUGCUGAGAUUCGUUCGCCGUGCGAGAUGAACAUUGUAGAAUGCAGCGACAUCGAAAACAAAAUACGCCGGGGGCUACAAUGGAAUGGUGAAAUGGAUUGUUCGCUCGCGAAUUAUCGUGGCCCGUAUCCACUUGAUGAAUUGAAACCCGUUGAUUCGAAUUACGAAACAGUACACUGCAUCGCGGUGAUUGUGACUCGAUUUCAGCUGAACACGAUAUCCGAGACAGAUUCACGAGCGACAAUGUCGCUCGGAAAGUGCUUUCCAGACAAUGAUGCGUUCGUUUGUCAAAUAUUCGACAAACUCCUGUGCGCCCUACAUUUACAUAGAACAUUUUUUACAUUACGUUAUCGUUAUAGACAAAGACUGCGUUCCAAUUGACAUUUCAAAUGAUUCUAAACACUUUCUGCCCGGUUUCUUCUUAAAAAGAAGAAAAGAAAAUGUUUUGAAGCAUGUGUAACGUUGAGUAAACCGCAUUCAAAAAAAAAUAUACUUCAACAUUAUUUUAUCUACAUAUAAUGAGACAGUUUUAUUGAUUAUGUAGAAGUCUUAUACCAAUUAAAAAAUAUUGAAUUUAUCAGAAAUGUAUAUAUAUACUCAAGAUAAGACUCGAUAAAAACAAUACAUUGAUAAAAACGUUUCAGUUAUUGCUUCGAAUUCGUUACAUGAAACUUUCUCGAAAAAUUAUUUUUUUAAUAUAAAAGCGUAAUUAAUUAGAUUAAUGCUUCUUAAAAAAUUUAUAAGUUUUCUGUAUAUAUAAAAUAAUGUAUUUCUGCACAUGUAAAAAUGUAAUUAUAUUUAAAAAAUUGGGAUACUUAAUGAUCGAAAUGGUUCAAUCAAAUAAUCUAUCUUUUUUAAUUUUAAUUUGUGCUAUAUCAAGAAAAGCUGAAGAAUUUUUCUAUCUUUAAACAGUGAUUUCUCAAUGUCUCUCUAAAUCAAAUUAUGCCAACAAAAUGUACGCACUAGUAUAUUCCGAAGAAAUUCUAGUCCUAUAUUCAUAAAUGUCUUUUGAAAUAUGAUUUUAUUGAAUUUUACGUAUCGAUAAAAAUAUUUUAUCAAUUUUUUGUAUCAUUAUAUGAAUAUAACGAAAAUUUAAAUUAAAUUAUCAAUUUCAUGUUAUUAUAGUAAAUCAUAUAAAACUAAUGUAAUUAUUUCCAACAUAAUCAUAGACUCUUAGCAAUCAACAUGUUACAUUUUGUUUCAUAUAGCUUUAUUCUCUCACGUAAGUGUAUUAAUGAUUCUUGUUUUUCUGUAAAUAUAAUUAAGAGAGAUACCAGGGAUAUUUAGAUGUGUAAAAGACUAUAAGUGACAAAUCCUGGUAAAAAACAAUUUAUUAAUUAUAGACAUAAUAAGUAUAAACUGCGUCUUCCGAGAUCAAGCACUAUACGUAAUUUAGAAAGAAAUAAAAUUUUUUGAUCAGUAUUACCUUCUCUCUCUGAAAGUAGAAAAGUUGUUACAAGACUAAGUUACAGACAUAAAUAAAACUACAUUGAUAAUAUAGU